Elaeis guineensis (African oil palm) is the source of this 1143-nucleotide messenger RNA. Its product is annotated as ricin B-like lectin R40G3. NCBI's taxonomy places the organism in Eukaryota, Viridiplantae, Streptophyta, Magnoliopsida, Arecales, Arecaceae. The record is from RefSeq and is a predicted model, not a curated record.
UGGUUUGGUGGGGUUGGGGAUUAAAUGCCGCGCUAUAAGUCAUUGGUGCUCGGCGAGUGAAGCAAGACACUCACCUUGGUCCAUCGUCAAUGGAGUUCCCCUUCGGUCACCACCACCACCACGGCCGCCGCGACGACGAGGAGGAGGGGCAGCGCUAUCCCCCGCCCGGCCAACGCCCCUUCGACGCGCCGCCCCCUCCGCCCCCCUGCUACGAUCGCCCGGGUGGCGAGGGCUACGGCCGCCCUGGGUACCCUCCCCCGCCGACCCACCAUGUGUCCCACGAGGUGGGCUACGGCUACGAGGCGCCGCGGCCCUACCCUGGUGCUGGGUACGGAGAGGGGGGCUAUUCUGGUCACCAUAAUCACCCUCCCUACUCCUCCGGCGUCCACCCCGUCGGCCACGAGAGCUGGGGCGGUGGGGCUCCGGCGGCGCCGCGGCAGCCCACUGUGAGGAUCUUUACCAAGGCGGAGGAGAAUUACUCCCUCUCGAUCCGCGAUGGGAACGUGAUCCUUGCCCCGGCAAAUCCGCGUGACGAAUAUCAGCACUGGAUCAAAGACAUGAGGUAUGCCACCAAGGUGAAGGAUCAAGAGGGUUUCCCAAGCUUUGCUCUUGUUAAUAAAGUUACUGGUGAAGCUAUAAAGCACUCCCUUGGAGCAACCCAUCCUGUUCGGCUGAUUCGGUAUAAUCCAGAUUAUCUUGAUGAGUCGGUUCUGUGGACCGAGAGCGCGGAUACCGGUGAGGGCUUCCGAUGCAUAAGGAUGGUAAACAACAUUGGCUUGAACUUUGAUGCUUUUCAUGGUGAUAAGGAUCACGGAGGAGUGCAUGAUGGAACCACUGUUGUGCUGUGGGAGUGGCUGAAGGGAAAGAAUCAGAGGUGGAGGAUUGUUCCCUAUUGAGACCGUCAGUGGAUGUUUAACUCUCUAUCUAUGGCGAGGUUUUACUAUGAGUCCUACUUUGCAGAAUAAGUUGUGCCCAUGGGGUGCAAAGUGGAGGUUUGUGUGAUGGAGUUGCAGACUUUUGCUAGUUGCUGUAACUUUAUGCUUGAUGUGCCUUGUGUGUCUGAUGGCAUAUGAUGCCUUUCCCUUUUGCUGUGUGUUUGCUGGACUAUGCUAUCCUAUAUAAUAUAUAACUGCUCUCCUCGUA